This is a messenger RNA of Liolophura sinensis, 2338 nucleotides long. RefSeq names its product failed axon connections homolog. Lineage: Eukaryota; Metazoa; Mollusca; Polyplacophora; Chitonida; Chitonidae. Gene Ontology annotation, cellular component: cytoplasm. The record is from RefSeq and is a predicted model, not a curated record.
CACAGCUGAUUGAAAAUUAGGUCAAAACUUGUCGAGUUUCGUUCAACAGCUGCUCUCUUUCUUCAGCAUGAUCUUCCUGUAUAGUGUUCAUCUUUCUGUCCUUAUUAAAAUAUAUCAGACGAAAGCAAACACACUUAACAAAUGGUCUGGUACCAAAACAAAACGCUUGCUACAGAGGCUGAAUGAUUAACUUGUCAGAUCAGAGCUGACUGCUAUGGUCGCCGGGUACUCUAAUUCUCAUUCAUCAGAGGACAUGUUGACAAUUUGAUACAGUCCAUCUGUAAUAAUCAUCAAACCAUUGUAUUUUUGCCAACCUUCAUCGAGGCUUCAGAUAACAAGAUAUGUGUGCUUUCAUGCUUGACGGUUACCAGCAGCUGGCCUGUCCGUCCUUGGCCACGAUGAAGCCUGUCCACAACCACCAAUGCAACAGUAACAUGGCAUGUAUUAAUUGCUCGAUCCUCACAGGUCUUUCAUAGAAGAUUGCCAUGUUGUCAACACCAAACCGGUUUUGUCCUUCGGUCAAUUGAACAACGGCUCUUGGACAGUGUGUGUCAGUUAAUAUUCGGCGGUAUUUACGGCACUACGUAACGGUCCCCCCUGCGCUUACGUCCACCAGGACCAUGGCGGAAGUGCUGUCUAUGUUAGGCUACAAGGAAGGAGGGGGAAUCGCGAUACUAGUUCUUGUGCUCACAUUAAUCUUGUGCAGAAAGAAGCAACGAGAAUGUCACCCGGAUUCCAAGACUUCCAGUGAUAUGGAUGAACCAUUGGUUGUUUUGUACCAGAUAGGCAGAGGCCCUCAUGCUCCAAGUCCAUCUCCAUUCCCUGUCAAACUGGAAACAUUUUUGCGGAUGGCGAAAAUUCCGUACAUGAAUGAUCACUCCGCGAAGUUUUCCUCGAAGGGAAAGACACCUUGGAUUGAGUACAGAGGUGUGAAGAUCGAGGAUUCUCAGCUUGCCAUAGACUACCUGAGUCGGGAAUUAGGAAUAGAUGUCAACGCAAAGCUGAAGCCUGAAGAAAGGGCGACGGCAAGGGCCUUCCAGAAGAUGACUGAGGAGAAUCUGUACUGGUCUAUGUGCGCUGUGACUUUCAGCGAAGAUCUGGACCCUCUCAGAUCUGUUCUGCCGUACACAGGAUUUCAAACUGUGGCUGGUCACAAAACUCUACAGCGGACAAUCCGUAAGGAGAUGUGGGGACACGGCAUCGGUCGUCACAGCCCUCAGGAUAUCUGGACCAUCGGCAAGGCGGAUAUAACCGCUCUCUCCGAUUUCCUCGGCGACAAGGAAUUCUUCAUGGGAGACCAUCCUACAGAGGUAGACUGUACGGUCUUCGGCAUGGUUUCUCAGAUGAUCUGGCACAUGCCCGGCUCUCCGCACGAGAUUUUUGUUAAAGAAAAAUGUCCAAACCUGGUGUCUUUCUGUGGCAGAAUGAAGGAGAAGUUUUGGCCAGACUGGGAAUCUUGCAUUACUACCGGAAAAACAUUCAACGGCAACAACUAAAUGGGCAGGGAACAACUCUUCGUUCGCUUAACUUCCUGGUGAAACACUCAACAAUAUGAAGAUGUCUUAAAUAAAGUUUCAAGGGCAGUUCUUUAAGCUAUUUGGUAAGCUUCUAGAAAAAAAAACAAUUCCAAUGUAUGUGUUUUAUUAUUACAUCAAACUCAAAGUUAUUUAACGUACUAGUACAGAAGGUCGGAUAAAGCCACCCCACCUCAUCAAGCACCUGCCGAUGGGAGGUGUUAUCAGCAACCUGCCUACAAUGCGAUAUCAGUAGUCCGGAGUUUGUGGUCAAAACAAAACAGCCUUGUAAAACUCUAGACCAUAGACCGAAUACUCUCGUAAAUGCUAGGUCCAGGCUAAGUAAUGGCACUACUCAUCAGGAAUUGUCCAAAAGGGCUGUGAAUGACGGGAACGCUGAAUAUUAUCGUAAAUACUAGGUGCAAACUCAGUGAUUGAAUUCAUAAAAAAUUGUCCGAAAAAAACUGUGAAUUACCCUGGUUGGAACGUAGUAUAGGUGAUAUAUUUGCGACACAAUCUCAACAACAGUGGAUUUAAAUUAGUUGCUCAUUUAUGAUCUUGUUAUUCUACUCCGUAUGCUCAUUACAUGUAUAUCUGCUAUGAUUUCUGUUCAUAAGUAAGAACACUCCUUGUAACCUCUGUAUAAUGACUUCGAUCAAGUUGGAGUUUCAUUCACCGCAGGGUGGCAAGGGUAUCAAAAAAGGCAAGCCGUUAUCAUACAUGUACUUACACAUAUCCUACUUUGGACGAGAUGUUCGAUUUCUUUAAGUCAGCAUUCUCAUGAAAAUUUCUCAUCAAAGAGUUGAAUAUGUAACAUUUGAAAA